AAGAACCAAUCUCAUGGAUUCUGUGGAGUUUGAACUCGUCAUGUCGAUGUUGGAGAAAUGGCAUCAUGAGCCAUCGAAGGUUUGGUAAGUUAUCUUCGAGGUCACGGAAAACAAACUUGUUAGCUAACAAGAACUUUUUCACUUUAGAUUUAUAUGUGAUAGACAAAACUUAAAGGGGCAAGUUCUUGAUAGGGUCUUUCUAUUAUUAGCAGCUGCCCAAGAAUUCUUCCCUGUUCCAUUUCUCAGAUGGAUUUGUCUGAAGAUGCAAAGUUUUACUUGGCAAAAGUUUGGUGAUUGUAGUAGAGAAUGCUUUUGAUUUAUUAGAGAAUAGAAGAUAGUUCGAGAGGAAGUUUAGUUAGCUGAUAAUAAUGGAUGGUUUAGUGGCAUAAAGAGAAAAUCUGUGUGUCAGAAUUCGUUCAGACGUACACAUUAUUCAUAACUACCAGUAGCCAUCCGAUUAGCAUUCUGAGGGAGAGGAUUCGCACAACCAACUGAAAAUCUUUCAGUAGGCUCAUUUGCAUCUGGUAGGACAUAUUCCUAUAAUGUGGACAAGCAUAAUCCUGUUAUGGUAUGUGGUCCCUUUUGGGUUUCAGUUUCAUCUCCUUAACUGAAGGCCGUUGCCAUUGAGGGGCUGAGCAGCAAGAGGUAUGGCAGAGAAGAGCUUCUUUGGUAUAUUGGACAUUGAGCUCUCCAGUAUGGACGAGACACUAGGUGCCAUGCUGUGAAAGAAGAUGACAAUUUGCAAUUAUGAGAACAAAGUUCUCCUUUGGCUUUCGUUCACCUAAAAUGCUGUUUUGAGGGCUGAGCAGCAAGAGGUCUGGUAGAGAAGAGCUUCUUUGGUAUAUUGGACAUUGAGCUCUCCAGUAUGGACGAGACACUAGGUGCCAUGCUGUGAAAGAAGAUGACAAUUUGCAAUUAUGAGAACAAAGUUCUCCUUUGGCUUUCGUUCACCUAAAAUGCCGUUUUCAAGCAGGAAGUUUUGCUGAUGUGGCAUCCCACAGGUGUAGAUAUUAAAUUAAAUGACAUGUUAGUUUGAGGUUUUCUUCCCUGAUAAGUAUAAGCUCAGACAAAAUAAAAGACAGUGGAGUGAAUUUGUCUUAAGCUGCUCAGAUAAAGUGGAUAUGUCUUCUUCCAUCAUACUUGGUCCUAAAUAUUCACUGUGGCUUAACCAAUGUAAUCAGUGCAAAUAACUGUAUUGAAUAAAAGUUUGGAAGCAGAGAACUUAUCACAUCAAAUAUUUCGCAAUAACAGACUGUAUGAAGUUAUGGGCUCCUUAUUUGUUUUCUAUUACAUUUUAUCAUCAGGGAUGACAUCUGGGUAAUACUAACUCCUUUUCUUUAAUUUAAUAUUAUGGAUUAAUUCACAAAAAAAUCAUCACUCUUUAAUUCAGAUAUCUCCUAGUAAAAAGUGCAGACCGUAUUACCUGUCUACUGGCCAAGGCACCUGAACCAUUGCUUGUGAUCGGACAUUUCUUAAGAUGAUGAACUCUGCUUGGCCUCAUCCUUGCAUGAGUUUCUAAGAACAAAGAAAUUGCAAAUGUUAAAGUGUGGGGAUAGGUCCUUUAAAUUUGCAAAAUUAUAUAAAUGUUCAAUCAUGUUGACCUUGAUAUCAUUUGAACUUAACUUAGAUCUCUAUUUCAUCAUUGUAUGCAGUACUGAGUAAUAUUGUAGAUAAGAUGUGCUACUUGUUGUUGUUGUGAUAAUAGUGUUAUAACAUUUUUAUAUUCUAAAAGGAAUGACAUUGUGAUAAUAGUGUUAUUACAUUUUUGUAUUCUAAAAGGAAUGACACAGAUGGAUAGGCUCUUUGGUGCUUUAGCAUUCUAUUCUUCCAAAUUUGUGCAAAGUAAAGAGGCUGAUAAGUGAAAAAGAAAGCAUACUGGGCUUUUUCAAUUUUCCAAUUUGGGUUAUUUUUGGUCCAUGUGCUGAACCCUAUGUGCAGGCUCUCUAGCACUAUGUCUAGGUUCUCAAGCACUUGGAUAAGCUAGUCAAAAGAGAGGACUUUUCCUGCUUGGAUUGCAAAAUCAGUUGAUGAUGCCCUACAACUUUCAGAUACAUAUGGGGUUAAAAAAAUGGAUUUUGGUCAUGCAGUUGUUUUGUUUAUUAUGACUGUUAUCACAAUCUUGAUUGAUUGUACAAUUGAAGAUUAUGGCUUGCGAUUGGUAUCCACAGACAAACAUGGCAGUGUAUGUGCUAAUGGUGGAAAACAAGUAAUGGAGUUAGAUGUUAAAGGGAAUUCAUAUGACAAGAGAAAUGAGCAUCGUGAACAUCUACGUAGAACAAAUGCUUUAUUGGCUAUUGAGGUGGCUGAAAAAAUUUCUUCAAAUAAAAAGACAAAAGCUUUUCUUCAUCUCAUCCAUAUCAAUAUGCCUGAGAAGUUCAAUGGUCUUCUUCAGAGACUGCAAACUGUUGAAUCCAAUAUAUUGACAUCAGAGAGUUUCUUAUCACUCAGUCCUAUUUUGAAUAAAUUGUUCAUGAAUAUAAAGAAGGCAGCGAGUACAGAACUCCUUUUGAAUAAGCAUCAGCUUCUUGGAGCUCUAGCUGAUGCUGGGCCAUGUAGCUUGAAUUCAUGUAACAGUUCUGGGGCUGGAAGGGAUGCUUGUUGGAUUCCUAUUGAUAUUCUGAUGGAGAACGCAAUGGAUGGGAAGCAUCUGUAUGCCAUAUCUGCUGUUGAGGUUCUUACAGAAUUGACCAAGACACUUAAAGUAAUUAACCAGGCAAGCUGGCAGGAGACUUUUCAAGCUCUUUGGGUUUCAGCUCUCCGACUUGUACAGCGAGUUGAUCGUGAGCCUCUGGAAGGACCAAUACCUCAUCUUGAUGCAAGAUUGUGCAUGCUACUUUCAAUUGUCCCUUUGGCAAUCGUUGCCGUCGUGAAGGAAGAGCUUGAUAUACGUUAUCCUGUCAACAAUGGCUUUCUGAGAAGCAAUUCACAUGAAAAUGAAGGGAAUAAGUUUUCUUCUAGAAGGCAUGGAUUGAUAUCUUCCCUUAAGAUGCUAGGACAAUUUUCAGCACUUCUCUUACCUCCUCCAUCAGUUGUCAAUGCAGCAAACAAUGCUGCUACAAAAGCAGCAGUCUUUGUUUCAAAUUACAAGGCUGGGAAUAACAAUCUAAAUGUUGUUGGGCUUAAUGAUUCUUCUAUAAAAGCAGUUGGGAAUAUGCUGCAUCUAAUAGUUGAAGCCUGUAUUGCAAGAAAUUUGAUUGAUACAUCUGCUUACUUUUGGCCUGGUUAUGUGGGUCCAUCUGCUUUGUCAAGGGAUUCAACUUCAGUUCAAGAUUCUCCUUGGUCAACCUUCCUUGAGGGGGCUCCACUAAAUGGUUCUUUGAAAAACUCCCUUAUGGUGACUCCUGCAUCUAGUUUAGUAGAAUUGGAGAAGAUGUACCACAUUGCAGUCAAUGGAUCAGAAGAAGAAAAAUUAGCAGCUGCAAAGAUUCUCUGUGGUGCGUCCCUUGUCCGUGGCUGGAAUGUCCAGGAACAUGUUGUGCACAUUGUGGUGAAAUUGCUAUCUCCACCUAUACCUCCUGAUUCUUCAGCAUCUGGAGUUGGGAAUUAUUUAAUUGGCCACAUGUCUGUGCUCAGUGCUAUUUUAUUUGGAGUUUCUUGUGUGGACAUUGUUCAUAUUCUUUCUUUAUAUGGGAUGGUUCCAGAAGUUGCGGCAGCUUUAAUGCCACUUUGUGAGGCUUUUGGUUCACUGACACCUCUUUCCAGUCAUAGAUCAAGCACAUCUGAGGAACCCUCUGUUUACACAGUCUUCUCGUGUGCAUUCCUGUUUCUCAUUCGAUUGUGGAAGUUCUAUAAGCCCCCUCAGGAACACUGUAUAGCAGGCCGUGGAGGCUCCAUGAGGAUGGAACUAACGCUAGACUAUCUUUUAUUGAUGCGCAACAGUCGUAUUACUUUGCAAAACUCUUCUCCUGUCGACAGAACUGUUAAUAACAUGGACCCAUUUUAUUCAUCACCAAGUCAACCAGUUUACAUUGACUCAUUUCCAAAACUUCGGGGUUGGUAUUUCCAGAAUCAAGCAUGUAUAGCCUCCACUCUUUCUGGUCUGUGUAGUAAAAAUCCUGUGCAUCAAGUUGCCAAUAAGAUUUUGAGUAUGAUCUGUCGAAAAAUGUCGAUAACUGGACCUGUUUCUGGGAAUCCCUCGUCAAAUUCUAGUAGCAGCAUAAGUGGAUCACCUGUAAGUACGAGUGACGAUUCUUUCCAAAGGCCAAUGCUUCCUGCAUGGGAGAUUCUAGAAGCAGUUCCCUUUGUUCUUGAAGCUAUUUUGACUGCAUGUGCUCACGGGAGGCUUUCAUCCCGAGAAUUGACGACAGGUUUGAGAGAUCUUGUGGAUUUUCUGCCAGCUUCUCUUGCUACUAUCAUUAGCUACUUUUCAGCUGAGAUUACUCGUGGAAUAUGGAAACCAGUUCCAAUGAACGGAAUUGACUGGCCUAGCCCUUCUCCAACUCUUCUCUCCACUGAAUCUGAAAUAAAAGAAAUCCUUGCCUCUGCUGGGGUUCAUAUUAAGAGCUGUUAUCCACGUGGGAUGCCACCAAUGCUCCCAUUGCCAAUGGCAGCUCUUGUGAGCUUGACAAUAACAUUCAAGCUUGACAAGAGCGUGGAGUACAUCCAUGGAGUUGUCGGUCAGGCCCUUGAGAACUGUGCAACGGGCUGCACCUGGCCAAGCAUGCCAAUCAUAGGAGCAUUAUGGACUCAAAAGGUGCGAAGGUGGCAUGACUUUAUCGUCCUAUCUUGCUCACGCUCUCCCUUCUCAAGGGAUAAAGAUGCUGUUGCGCAGCUGAUAAGAAGCUGCUUCACAGCAUUUUUGGGUCCUUCCGUUGUUGGAGGUUCUCACAUUACAGGACAUCGUGGAGUCAAUGGACUUCUAGGCCAGUUUAUGUCCGACCAGGGUGUCCGGCUACCAAUUGCACCAGGGUUUCUCUACCUCCGGACUUGUCGAACGUUUCAUGAUACCCAUUUUGUCAAUGAGGUGAUUUUCAAGCUGGUCAUUGAGUGGGCACACAAACUGGCAAAUGAGUGGGCCUCUGAUGGGCCUGCCCACCUGAAAUCAAGUCGGAUAUCACUUGCAGCUGCUGCAUCAGGAGUACAGCAGGUGGCAACACUGGGAACGUGCCUUUUGUGUAUUGCAGGUGGUGUGGAGAUGGUGCAGGUACUCUAUGAGGAGACCUUGCCAACAAUGCUACUGUCAGCUGGGGGGGAGAAGUUAGGUGGUGCUGGGCCGGUAUCCAACAUCCUACAAGGCUACGCUUUGGCCUAUAUGCUGAUCUUGUGCGGGGCUCUUGUUUGGGGGGUCGGAAAUACAUCCCCAGCAUACGCAUCGGUGUUCUCAUCAAGGCGAGCCCGGGUUAUAGGAAUCCACAUGGACUUUGUAACCGGUGCUGUGGAGGGCAACAUAAUUCUUCGGUGUGAUCCGGCAACGUGGAAAGCAUAUGUUUCAUGUUUUGUGGGCUUGCUGGUGAAAUUUGCACCAGCAUGGGUGCAUGAGGUGAAGCAGGAGACUCUGCGAAAGUUGGCCAGUGGCCUGAGGGGGUGGCAUGAGUGUGAUUUGGCUUUAUCACUGCUUGAGCAUGGCGGUCCCUCAUCCAUGACAGCGGUGGUGGAAUACAUGUUGUGAUUUAUCCCAUUCGAUGUUGCUUCUGUAGAUUUUAUAGAGCAGAUAUCCUGAUCUUGACACCCGUGUUUCAGGCUGGAGCAGUUUUGUAUCCAAUCCGGUUCAUGUUCCGAUGGCUUUCGGUUGUCUGAUGAACGUGUUUGUGGGGAUGAGUUAUUUGAUAUCAGUUGGUACGUGUUACCUAAAGAGCAUCAAGAUCAAAUUUUUUCUAACCGUCCACUUUGUACAGGUGUUUAAAACAAGUUUUUGAGUCGAAGCUCGACUUAACAGUCUGUAAAGGUCUCUCUUACUGAUGAAGGUAAGAUGUUUGGGCGGGAUUGCGCUCGGUCACCAAAGCGGGCGCAGGCGCACAUAUCUGUUAGAUGAGUAGUAGGAUUGGUUUUCGGUCCAAAGCUUUAUGAGCAAAUUUAGGAAGGAUGUUACUUGGGAGAGAUGACAGGAUCAUAUGUGUAGUAGUAAUGGUGCUGACGUAAUGGUGCUGACGGGAGGAGGGCAUGCGAGUGUUUACAAAGAAAGAAGAAAGAAUUGGAAUCUCUUUUUCUUUUCUUUUAUAAAAUUUAUGAGAAACGGAUAAUGUGGUAAAGACUUUUUGAUGAUACAGUACUGUUUGGUCCAAACAUUGUAAUUACACUACUGAUUACAAUAAAACGUUCAUUUACCACUGAGAAUA
This is a messenger RNA of Musa acuminata AAA Group (dessert banana), 6275 nucleotides long. RefSeq names its product mediator of RNA polymerase II transcription subunit 33A. The transcript is spliced from 11 exons. NCBI's taxonomy places the organism in Eukaryota, Viridiplantae, Streptophyta, Magnoliopsida, Zingiberales, Musaceae. Gene Ontology annotation, biological process: regulation of phenylpropanoid metabolic process. Gene Ontology annotation, cellular component: mediator complex. Bases 2069 to 5608 code for a protein of 1179 amino acids. The record is from RefSeq and is a predicted model, not a curated record.